This is a messenger RNA of Acaulospora morrowiae, 400 nucleotides long. The record is from the annotation of a GenBank genome assembly. NCBI's taxonomy places the organism in Eukaryota, Fungi, Glomeromycota, Glomeromycetes, Diversisporales, Acaulosporaceae.
AUGCAAAAACGUGAAAAUAAUUCGAUGUUAGAAGGUUCAAAAAAACAAAAAGUGUCACGCAAAUCACUUACCGGCAUCCAAAAGAAAGAAUUAUGUCAAAAGUUUGUUGAUAGUGGUGAAAAAUUAACUCAAGCAGAAUUAAAAGAGAUGUACGGAAUUGGUCGAUCAACUGUUAGUGAAAUUUUAGCUGAAAAAGACAAAUGGCUUAAUCUUAAUGAAAAUUCAAUUCUUGCUUCCAACAAACGUGACCGUCCACUACUUUUUCCAAAAACGGAUGAGGCAACAGCAUUAUGGUUUGAUGCCGCGAUCAAUGCUGGAUUGACUGUAAAUGGAAUUUUAUUACAAGAAAAAAGUAUUAAGUUUGCUGAAGCUUUUGCAGAAGAAGGAUUUAAAGCAUCUG